This is a messenger RNA of Aspergillus versicolor CBS 583.65, 584 nucleotides long. RefSeq lists its product as uncharacterized. The record is from RefSeq and is a predicted model, not a curated record. NCBI's taxonomy places the organism in Eukaryota, Fungi, Ascomycota, Eurotiomycetes, Eurotiales, Aspergillaceae. The coding region runs from base 198 to 584 and encodes 128 amino acids. The transcript has 2 exons.
CGCGGCCCCAGAUCAGCCAGCAAGUGAAACGACUCCGUCUUGAAUCAACAAGUGCGUCUCACAUGACCUGGAGGUUGGAGAGAAAAGGGAAGGAGAUAUCUCAAGUCAGAAGGGGAAAAAAAUAAUAAUGGACCCAGAAAAAAGGGAAAAAAGGCUCAGCCUGCCCCACGGUCUCCGUCAAUUUUCAGUUGAGCUAAAUGGGCUUGGACAAUGACCAGAUGCCGCUUCUGGGCUUCGAUUCGCUGGUGCCCAAAAUGGCCGGCUGGGACGCUGCAUCCGAGACCCCUGCUACGAUCAACGAUUGGACUGAGUCCGGUCGAUGGUCAUCUCCAGCUUUACUCGAUCAGGAAUGCAAGUUCAAGGCCGGAUGCACUUGUAAUUUUGUUACUGCUGGUACUGGCAUGUUACUUCGAGUCGGACCUACCAGGAAGGAGAAGCGGUGGCGAGAGGGCGACUGGCUGAGGGCCGACGAUAUCCAAGGGAGCAUCGGAUAUGAAUGGAGAAACGAGGACACGAGAAGGAUCCCUUGCCCGGCUCAACCCGCAACUCAAUCAGUACGGCACAGAGAGCGAUUUACGGUGUAG